This is a messenger RNA of Daktulosphaira vitifoliae (grape phylloxera), 2368 nucleotides long. RefSeq names its product serine/threonine-protein phosphatase 2A catalytic subunit alpha isoform (gene mts). The coding region runs from base 139 to 1068 and encodes 309 amino acids. The record is from RefSeq and is a predicted model, not a curated record. Gene Ontology annotation, biological process: peptidyl-serine dephosphorylation; mitotic cell cycle. Gene Ontology annotation, cellular component: cytosol. NCBI's taxonomy places the organism in Eukaryota, Metazoa, Arthropoda, Insecta, Hemiptera, Phylloxeridae. The transcript is spliced from 5 exons. Gene Ontology annotation, molecular function: protein serine/threonine phosphatase activity.
AUUUCAUUUGUAUUGUGAUUUCCGUUCGAGCCGCUGCAGUAUACCGCUAGCGCGCUCCGUAUAUCUAAUUUUUACAUGUUACCCUGAAGUAUAACAUAGUCGGUUAAUUUUCGUUCUACGACGUUUUCCGUUCGUAUUAUGGACGAUAAAACGUCCUUAAAGGAACUUGAUCAAUGGAUUGAGCAGCUGAAUGAAUGCAAACAGUUGACCGAGAGCCAAGUUAAGUUCCUGUGCGACAAGGCUAAAGAAAUAUUAACAAAAGAGUCAAAUGUUCAAGAAGUAAAAUGUCCUGUAACCGUAUGUGGAGAUGUACAUGGACAAUUCCACGAUUUAAUGGAACUAUUUCGGAUAGGCGGAAAAUCUCCAGAUACUAAUUACUUAUUUAUGGGUGAUUAUGUUGAUCGUGGAUAUUAUUCUGUUGAAACUGUUACAUUAUUGGUUGCAUUAAAGGUACGCUACCGAGAAAGAAUAACAAUUUUAAGAGGCAAUCAUGAGAGCCGACAGAUCACUCAAGUGUAUGGUUUCUAUGAUGAAUGUUUGCGAAAAUAUGGCAAUGCAAAUGUUUGGAAGUUUUUCACUGACCUGUUUGACUAUCUCCCAUUGACUGCACUUGUUGACGAACAGAUAUUCUGUCUUCAUGGUGGGUUAUCGCCAUCAAUUGAUACCUUAGAUCAUAUAAGAGCAUUAGAUCGUAUGCAAGAAGUCCCUCACGAGGGUCCUAUGUGUGAUCUCUUAUGGUCAGAUCCAGAUGACCGGAUAGGUUGGGGUAUAUCACCUAGAGGUGCUGGCUACACCUUUGGUCAAGAUAUUUCAGAAACAUUCAAUCAUUCAAAUGGUUUAACUCUAGUUUCCCGAGCUCAUCAACUUGUUAUGGAAGGUUAUAACUGGUGUCAUGAUCGCAAUGUAGUCACUAUAUUUUCAGCACCUAAUUAUUGUUAUCGAUGUGGUAACCAAGCUGCAAUUAUGGAACUAGAUGAUGGCUUAAAAUACUCCUUUUUACAAUUCGAUCCUGCACCAAGACGCGGCGAACCACAUGUCACACGUAGAACACCAGAUUAUUUCUUAUAAGUUAAUAACACCAACCAUUUUGGGUUGUAACCCUUUUUUGGUAUGAAAUAUAAUAAAUAUUUAUAUAAUUAUACAUAAUAUAAAUAUAUUUAUAUAUAUAUAUAUUAUAUACAUAUGUAUGGCCAAGUCUUAUCUAAUUAAUAUAAUUUUAAUGAUAAUGAAAGAAAAACUAAUCAAGAGCUAAAGUUUUCCACUGUAUUCUUUUUUUUUUUUUUUUUUUACUGCUAGUAUUUUUAUUAUUUUUAUUUAUACUUUCAAACAAAUGGACAGGAAUCAUUAAUAAAUGUAUAAAAAAAAAAUCAAAAAUUCAUUUAAAUAUUAUGGUUGUUUUUUAUAUGUUUUUGUUGCUAUAUUUCAUAUUAUUGACAUUAUAUAAAAGCUAUAAUCUCUACUUCUAACAAAAUAAUUUGCUAGAAUUAUUAAAAUAAAUUAUAUUUAACUCCAUUCUAAAAUAAAGUAAUGUAUAAAAAAUGAUAUAUACAUAUAUUCAAUUUUUAAAUGUAUUCUAUUAUUUUGUUCAUACCAAUUUUAGAAUAUAGUUAAAAUAAAUGAAAUUAGGCCAAUAAUUCAAAUUGAUUAAAUUUUGAACUCUGUAAUUGUAUUCUACUUUAUUCAUAUAUUAGAAAUCAUUUUGUAAAAAAUAAUUACUACUUUAAUUAUCAAUACAUUGUGUAAAAUAGAUUUUGAAAAAAAAAUGUAUUUGUGUAUAGUAGGUAGUAAAAAUAUAUUAUUUUUAUUAUAAUUUUGUCUAUGUGAGCAAUCUAUUUGGAUUUAAUUUUGGUAUUUAUUUAUUUAUCAACAAAUUUAUUUUAUUCUAAUCAAACCAUUUAUAUAUUUCUAUUAAUUAAAUGUUUUCUUUGUUUUAAUCAUGUUAAAUCCAAAUAUGGUUAGCUAUUAAUAAACAGCUUUAAUUGGUUGUCGGUUAUUUUUAUUUUUCGUUUUAUUUUUCUCCCCCCUGUCCUAAUGGUUGUUAACCAGGUCUUCUUAAAUUUGUAUUUUUUGUUGAAUAAAUUAAAUAUAAAAUUUUAUGAAGACUUUUAAUUAAUUUUUACGUUUUUAUAAAAAUAUUUUAAAUUAACAAAAUUUUUAAUUCAUCAAAUAAAUUUGUUUUAAGUUAUUCCAAAUCAAUUCAAAGCAUUUAAUUUUGUACAAUGAAAUUAAUUAAUUAAGGUUUUGAUCUUUUUCUCUGUUAUGAACUAAAAUUAAAAAUAAAAUAAUGCUUAAAUUAUUAAAUAUAUAAUUUUUGUUCGUUUAAUUUGAGCAUGUAUUAAAUAAAUAAAACUAAACCUUACAACAGUUA